Messenger RNA from Leptopilina boulardi, 372 nucleotides. Its product is annotated as probable RNA-binding protein EIF1AD. Lineage: Eukaryota; Metazoa; Arthropoda; Insecta; Hymenoptera; Figitidae. Gene Ontology annotation, molecular function: translation initiation factor activity; RNA binding. Gene Ontology annotation, biological process: translational initiation. The coding region runs from base 1 to 372 and encodes 123 amino acids. The record is from RefSeq and is a predicted model, not a curated record. The transcript is spliced from 2 exons. Gene Ontology annotation, cellular component: nucleus.
AUGGAUGUAAACGGAGAACGAUUUCUUAUAUCUAUGCCACGAAAGUUUCGAAACAGCAUUUGGGUUAAAAGAGGCGAUUUUGUUAUCAUUGAGCCCAUCGCCGAAGGUGACAAAGUUAAAGGAGAAAUCGUAAAAAUUCUAAGAAGGGAGCACAUAAAGUAUUAUCAGUCGCAAAAUUGUUGGCCUCAGGAAUUUCAACAGAAACGACACGAGAGUAAUGGCGAUGCAGAUAACGAGGAAGAAGAUGAUCCAAAGGAUAAUGAGGAAAAAGAGGAAGAUGAUCUCUUCGUGAACACAAAUAGAAGACCCUUAAAUCACGACACGACGGAAACUGAAAGUGAUUCAAGUACCGAAGCUUCUGAUUCUGAUUAA